AUGAAACUUCAAAGCUGCCAACUGCCUUCUGUGAUCAUUAUUCUGUGUUCUAUAUUUCUUUUCUAUUUGUUGAUUCCUCCAACAUUUUGUUCUUCGUUGGCGACCAAUGAAUCACUAUUGACUUCUUCUUCCAACUUCGGAUGUAAUGGCACAGUCAUUUCUGAAAUUACAAAUCUUUGGAAAACUUCCAUGAUGAGCUACAUUGUCAAUCAACAAAUCACACAAAGAUUAAUUUUGACCAAUGACACGUAUGCACUGUACGACACUCAAUUGUACUUGGCCAAUCUUGUGGGCAUGAUUCGAAGAUGUGGAAAUUUUCACAAUGACUUGCUGCACCAAGUUGCAAGUGUCUUGUUGCCAUCAUUUACCAAAUUAGAAAUUGAUCCACGUGAUAAUUAUCCAAGAUGGAUUUGUCGAGGAGGAGCGAUCUGUACCGGAAAUAACUUGUUGAAUAUUGAAGUGAUUUUGUGUUCGAGUCAAUAUUUGGGUCUCAUUUCACUCGCGGCCAAUGCAAUUUCUGCUCUUCCACCCUCCGCUCGAACUAGUAAUAUGACGUCUUUCAUGCAACAAGCAGUGAAAACGAGUUGGCAACAUGUGGCACGAUGGUCUACCACGAGUUGGAAUGCAACCAUUGCGAAACGACAUCCCUUAACCUAUUUGAAUGUGACGGAUGGUUCUUCGAGUGCAUUUUUCUCAGAUAAGGAAUUAUGGGUCAUUACGACAGUUUCAGAAUUGGCUGGAAUUUAUCAAAGAGAUCCAAAUUUGUUUGCUUCGUUUGCCACUCCUCAAGAAAAGUCAAAUAUUGAAACAUUUUUUAAGGGACUUUUGACAUUGAUGAAUGCAAGAAUAUCGUUUCAGAGUGUGAAAAUUUCAUCCUUUGGAAAUUUCGAGGCUGGUGAUUUAGAUCGAGGAUUCGAUCGUCUUUAUGCAGAUUCUCGAUAUGCAGGCUAUUGGAAUCUAACAGUUCCACCAAUCACCUGUUUGUCGAAUGGUACAAAAAUUGUCAAUGUUCCUCCCAAUAACAUUCCUAUUGUUGAAACGAUUGGAUGGGACAUUAGUCAUGCUCGAAGAUUAGUGCAAACUUUUGAUGCUCUAUUUUUCAAUUAUGAAGCUGUGAAAAGUGUUUUCAACACACCUACUUCAUUAAUUCCAGUUUCAAGAUGGAGAAAUGCCUUUUCGAACGCUAUCGUUGGAAGAAUUUGGAAUCAGGAUUCACAAUUUCCAAGAUUUACCAAUUAUUGGGACGGAACACCUGGUUGGUAUCGUGUUGAUUAUAGUAAUGGAGUGACUACCUGUAAUCCAGGAUUAUCUCCUUUCGCCUUGUCCACUUCGAUUCCAACCGGUGGUUAUGGAUCUUGGAGAAGCGUCAAUGACACGAUUCAAACUUUAUUGAGAAGAAUGUAUUACUUAAAUAAGAGUAAGGCAUCUUCUUCAGAGACUUCUUAUCUUUCUGAGAUUGGCCUUUUAAAUUUCAAUACUGUCAGUGGAUUGAUGUUUUUACCAAGUUUGGUAGGUGUGAAUAAUUGCAGCAAUGCAGGAGUGUCACAACCAGAAUGCAACAUGCAAACAUGUUUAGAGUAUGCUCCAAAUGAGUUAUCGCCGUCAUGUUCUAAUCAUGGCUACUGCAUGGGUGGAAAUAUUUGUCAAUGUUUGAAUGGUUUUAUGGGCUCAAAAUGUGAACUGACUGUUCAACCAUCCAUACCAUUGGUUUCAAGGAAUGAAGAGAGCAUGAAGCGAAGAAAUGCAACCGGUGCCAGUGUGAAUGGAGCGAUGGCUUGUUUUACGACAGCGAUGGAUUUACACUGGCGACAAGUAUUCAUAUUAUUCUUGCUCUUGUUGAUUUUGGUCCAACAUUAA
Molecule: messenger RNA, 1857 nt
Organism: Naegleria fowleri
Lineage: Eukaryota; Heterolobosea; Eutetramitea; Acrasida; Naegleriidae
Exons: 1
Coding region: 1-1857 (618 amino acids)
Source: RefSeq, a predicted model, not a curated record